Molecule: messenger RNA, 1006 nt
Organism: Thermothielavioides terrestris NRRL 8126
Lineage: Eukaryota; Fungi; Ascomycota; Sordariomycetes; Sordariales; Chaetomiaceae
Exons: 1
Coding region: 270-533 (87 amino acids)
Source: RefSeq, a predicted model, not a curated record
AAAUCAACAACACAAAUCCGUCCCACGGCCACCCCGAGAAAUUGAACUUCCAAUUUCAAUUCGAUAUUCAUUUUGAUCCCGAUCAAGGGGCCCUGGCCCCUCAAUUCGGCGCACACCCCUAGAGGUGGACAACCACACACCACAACAACAACAACAAGCACAACCACGCCGGGACAAGACAAACCCUUAACAACCAACUCAACCCCAAUACCAAAGUAGUCAAAUAACCUUGCUCCAACCCAAAAACAGAAGAAAAGAAGAAAAGAAAGAUGUCAAACAAAUAUUUCUCCCCCUACGCCCCGCGCCGCCCUCGCUCCCCGCGCCUCGUCAUCCUCUGGCUCACCACCUUCGCCCUGGUGCUGUGGCUGACCUGGUACGUGUCGACGCGCCACCGCGAGCGCGCGGCGCCCUACGUCGACGAGUUUCUCCACCCCGGCGGCGGCGCCGCCAGGCGAGGUGUCGGGGCGGCGAAGGAGGCUCGGGGGGAAGGGCGGGGGUUGGAGGGUGGUGGAGCUGGGGAGGGGUCAGUGUGAGGGCGAGGCUUUUUUCCGGGCUGGAGGGGGGGCGCGGAUGUUGUUGGAAAGUGAAGAGGGAUCUAUCGAGAGGGGGAGAAGAUCUGGGACGGAGACGGGCGGUUGAUGGAGCAUCACCCUCUUUUCUCGGCCUCUAUGGACGUGAUGGGUGUGGGAAACGGGGCAAGCGGCUUCGGAUCAACUUCGAGUGCCCUGGGCGGUUCUCGACUCUGGCUGUUGCGGGUCAAGUUGAGCCGUGGGACGAGCGGUGCAACCGGGAGAUGCGUUUGUGUGCAGGUGUACGCGGAACGGGCCUACAGAGAUCGCACCUGACACAGUUGCACGAGAAAAGCGGCUUCGUGGUGUGGGACUGUAACGGCGGGAAUCGAUAUGGGAUGAAACCGGGAGCAACAUCGUUGGACGAGGAAUUCAAUGCACCAGUACGACUUGCACCAGGAUUGUAAUUGAACCAGAAGAGUCGGAGACGCUCGUGG